AUGAAGACUAGACCUGCAGGGAUCGGCAAUGCCAACGCCGACUGGAUGGGCUCGCUUCCUUCGAAGCUCAGCUCCAUGCCCCUCAAACACCUCGCAGUGCCAGGCUCACAUGAUUCUUUCACUUACUGGGUGGAUGUGCACGCUCCUGUGGGACCUGACCAGAAGCCUUAUGUCAAGUAUCUGGCCACUAUGUUCAGUGUCUUAGCCAAGAAAGUCAUGGUGAAGUGGUCCAUGACUCAGAAUCUGACGUUUAUGGAGCAGCUGGAUGCAGGAAUUCGUUACUUUGAUCUCAGGGUGUCCUCCAAACCAGGCGAAUCUGGAACUGAGAUUUAUUUCAUUCAUGGCCUCUUUGGACAUAAAGUGAGGGAUGGCCUGAUAGAAAUCAACUCCUUUCUGUGUAGACACAAGAAAGAGAUUGUCUUUCUGGACUUCAAUCAUUAUUAUGCGAUGAAGCCAGAGCACCACGUGUACCUCAUCAGCAUGCUCCAGGAGGUGUUUGGCAGCAAGCUGUGCAACAACUGUGCUGUGGAGAGCAUCACCCUGGACUACCUCUGGGGAAAGAAAUACCAGGUGAUCGUGUUUUACCAUCAUCCUUCAGCCCAGGACGUCCCUGUAAUGUGGCCAGGCAACAAGAUUCCUGCUCCCUGGGCAAACACUACCGAACCUUACAAACUCAUUCAGUUCCUGGAAACCACGUUGAAGGAAAGAGCCAAACAGGGGUCCUUUCAUGUGACCCAGGCGAUCCUCACACCCACACCCAACACUGUGGCCAAGGGUCUGGUGUGGGGGCUCCGCAACUACCUGGUGGAGAGAAACCUGCCAACCAUCAUAUCCUGGGUUGAGGCUCAGCGGCCGGGCGUGGACGGAGUCAACAUCAUCACCUCGGACUUUGUGGAGCUCACCGACUUUGCCAACAUAGUCAUCAAGCUUAACAACAUGUUGCUGUCUGAGCAAGAUCACAAGCCGAGAUGACACAUGUUUUCACAACAGGACAGAGGUGUGCUGACCGCAGGACAACGCCGGUGGUGAAGGGAGGAUAUUUCUUUCCUGAAGUAACUUU
This is a messenger RNA of Salarias fasciatus (jewelled blenny), 1060 nucleotides long. RefSeq names its product phosphatidylinositol-specific phospholipase C, X domain containing 2 (gene plcxd2). The coding region runs from base 1 to 972 and encodes 323 amino acids. The transcript has 8 exons. Gene Ontology annotation, molecular function: phosphoric diester hydrolase activity. NCBI's taxonomy places the organism in Eukaryota, Metazoa, Chordata, Actinopteri, Blenniiformes, Blenniidae. Gene Ontology annotation, biological process: lipid metabolic process. The record is from RefSeq and is a predicted model, not a curated record.